ACACUACCGGUUGUCCAAUACAAUACGGAGUAAAAGCAAAUGGUAUGAUAUGGCAAGGUGGCCAAUUCGCUGAAAGUGUCCACCACUCCUCCAUUUCCGUCACUUUUCUGUUAAGAUGUGGACCAAAAUGACACUACAAAAUACUAGUAAAUGAUACCGGUGUUCUUACACCUAAUCUCAGAGUACUCACACGUACUUUAUUCACAUCUAAUUCUGGAUUUUAGUGACAUUCCUUGUACGGAGUAUAAGCUAGCUGUAAUCGGAUUUCUGGUUUAGUGAUCCUCGUUCCUCACACAUUUCUGUAGUUUAGGGUUUGUGUUUUGUGUUCUUGCUGUCGAAAUCCCAGUGCAGUAGUAGCAUCCCGUGAGAAUGAUCUGAAGAAAGAUAUCACCUUUCUGUUCGUCUUCCCGGAAAAAGAGCACAUUCUCAAGAAAGAUUCAAUCUUGGUACAAUAUAGAUACUAGGGAUCAUUAUAAUAAUAAUAAUAGAACAAUACGGUGUUAUAAAGAGAGACUAUGAUGGUUCUAUUUGGGAGCCCAGGGACGGUGAGUGGGCUGUUUUUGAGGAUAGGACAGUGUGGGUUCGCUGCUGCGUCUAUUGCGGUUAUGGCUUCUGCUUCUGGUUUCUCCGCUGCCACUGCUUUCUGCUAUUUGAUUGCUUCAAUGGGGCUUCAAGUGUUAUGGAGCUUUGCACUUGCGUGUCUUGAUAUUCAUGCUUUGCGGUUGAAAAGAGAUAUGCAAAAUCAUGUUUUACUGAGCCUGUUCGUUGUUGGUGAUUGGGUGACAGCGACACUAUCGCUGGCAGCAGCAUGCGCAUCAGCUGGAGUGGCAAUCUUGUUCGACAGGGACACAACCAUCUGCCAAAGAAUGGAAAAGCUGUCGUGCACCAUGUUUCAAAUAUCAAUAGCUAUGGCAUUCUUCGCCUGGUUUCUUCUCUCCCUCUCUUCAUAUGUCAUGUUCUUGCUCGUUGCUAGUGCUGCAUCUCAGCAUUAGAAUGAUUCAUGCACUAUGGAGUGAUUCCUACCUCUCUUUCCAUCAGUUAUCAAGCCAUUUUUAUUGUUCUAGCUCAAUGUGAAUAUAUAUUAUACUACAUGCAUUUCGGUAACAAUGUAUAGACAUUAACGUAUUUUAUGAAGUUUUUGACAGUAUAGUAUAUAUGUUUCCCUUUUCUGACCUGACAAACGGAGUUUUGUACCCUGGAAACUCCGCAGGACUCAUGUCUUCGCAAUUCAAAGGUGUUUCCCACUCGGGAAAAUGUGGAAAAUUAUUCCAUAUCAUAUAAUUGGUGUUUGUUCUUAAUUGGUGGAGCAAGAUGGCUGUUAAAGUACCAAGGUAGUAUAGCUUAUUAGGGAUGCAAUUCGAUUCUGGUUGUGCAGGCCCAAUUCCCAAAGCAUGUUUUCCAUACCAAUUGAGCAGGCCGAUAAGAUUUUGAAGACACAUUUUCCUCGUUUGCUUUGGUUGCUCUUUGCUUAGAAAACUUGUUUGGGGCACUCCAAUGACUCAAGAACAUAUCAACAUAUUCACAACACAUCUUAUACUUUAAAGCAUUUCUAAUGCAAAAGUGUGAACACAUACAUCACAGGAGAGGAAUAGACACAAAAGUUAAUUACUAGAGUUUCUCUCUUUCUUUUUUGCAAUGUUAUUAUCUAGAUAUUGUGCAUGAGAUGGUCGAGAAUUGCAAAGAUUGAGUUCUUAGAAGAAGAAUAUAAGAGUUGAUUCAUCAUCAUCACCACCCCAUUGCUGCAAAGGCUCCCACUUACGGUGCGGUAAGGGCCCCCAGAUGUACGCAACCUUAUCCAUGUACUAAAGCAGAAAAAAGCUGUUUUCGAUGACCCAUGCUGAAAAUCACGUCGAAAAUUGCAUGGAUUGAUUACUACUUUAUAACAAAGAAGCGCAGACAAUUCAGUGAACUAUUUUGUUUUGUUCCAUCAUAUUCCCAA
Cuscuta epithymum is the source of this 1939-nucleotide messenger RNA. NCBI's taxonomy places the organism in Eukaryota, Viridiplantae, Streptophyta, Magnoliopsida, Solanales, Convolvulaceae. The record is from the annotation of a GenBank genome assembly.